AUGAGUCGCACGGAGGCUGAUCUCGCAAUCAACAUCCGUAAAGCCACCAGUAUCGAGGAAACCGCUCCAAAACGGAAACAUGUCCGGAGCUGCAUUGUCUACACAUGGGACCACAAAUCUUCUGCCGCCUUCUGGGCCGGCAUGAAAGUUCAACCUGUCCUCGCCGAUGAAGUCCAGACGUUCAAGGCCCUGAUCACGAUACACAAGGUUUUGCAGGAAGGCCACCCGAUCGUUGUCCGGGAGGCGCAACAGCAUGUCAAUUGGAUUGAUAGUUUGAUGAGAGGUGUCGGAGGCGACGGGAUUAGAGGAUACGGCCCGCUCAUCCGGGAGUAUGUUUACUUCCUCGAGUCGAAAUUGACGUUUCAUCGGAAUCAUCCCGAGUUCAAUGGUUUGUUCGAAUAUGAGGAGUAUAUCAGUUUGAAGACCAUCAACGACCCCAACGAAGGAUAUGAGACCAUCACCGACCUCAUGACCCUACAGGAUCAGAUUGAUGCCUUCCAGAAGCUGAUCUUCUCGCAUUUCCAAUCGGGAACCAAUAACGAGUGUAGAAUCUCUGCUCUGGUUCCCCUUGUACAGGAGAGCUAUGGCAUUUACAAGUUCAUCACGAGCAUGUUGCGGGCCAUGCAUACCACCACGGGUGAUAACGACGCUCUCGAACCACUCCGCGGCCGAUACGAUGCCCAGCACUAUCGCCUCGUCCGGUUCUACUACGAAUGUUCCAAUCUGCGUUAUUUGACAAGUCUGAUUACAGUCCCCAAGCUGCCUCAGGAUCCUCCCAGUCUGCUGGGCGAAGAUGAAGACCGCCCAGCGCUACCCCAGCGGCCGACGAAGGAGGUGGAGAAACAGCCAUCUCCGCCACCGAAGCCAGUAGCGGCCGAGCCGGAACCGAUCAACGACUUCUGGACGAACGAGGCCAAGCGUCAGCAGGAAGAGUUCGAAGCCGAGCAACAGCGUCUCCAGCAACAGUGGGAGGAUCAACAGCGACAGCAAGUUCUCGCUCAGCAGCAAGCGCAGCGGGACUUCGAGGAACAGCAGCGUUUACAGGCCGAGCAACAGCGACUAGCCCAGGAGCAACUUCUGCGUGAGCAAUAUCAGACGCAGACUCAGGGCCGCUUGGCCGAGCUUGAGCGGGAGAACCUGAACGCUCGGGCGCAAUACGAGCGCGAUCAGUUGAUGCUGCAACAGUAUGACCGCCGGGUAAAGGAUCUGGAGGAGCAGAUGGCACACCUCAACACAAACCUGAACAUGCAGAACGCCUCGAAGGACGAGCAGAUCCGCGCGCUCCAGGAACAGGUCAACACCUGGCGAUCGAAAUACGAGGCUCUCGCCAAGCUCUAUUCCCAACUACGCCAGGAACAUCUUGACCUUCUGCAGACAACAAAGAGCCUCAAGCUCAAGGCUGCAUCUGCACAAGAAGCCAUUGACCGCCGGGAGAAGCUUGAGCGCGAGCUCAAGACCAAGAAUCUGGAGCUGGCGGACAUGAUCAGGGAAAGGGAUCGUGCUCUGCACGACAGAGACCGCUUGACGGGAACGAACAAAGAGGAGCUGGAGAAGCUCAAGCGCGAGCUCCGUCUUGCUAUUGAGCGUGCUGAGAAUGCGGAGCGCUCAAAGGGCACCGAGAUCUCUUCCCUGUUGUCGAAGUACAACCGUGAGAUGGCGGAUCUUGAGGAAUCGUUGAGAAAAAAAACGCGUGCCCUAGAGGAGUUCUCUUCGCGGACUAUGGACCACCAAGGAGAUCAUGAUCUUGCCCUUCGUGAGAAGGACGAGGAAAUUGAGGUCUAUAAGUCUGGAAUGGAACAGGCGCUCAUGGAGCUUGAGGAAUUGAGAUUGAGCCAAGGAGACGUCGACCAUGCGCUUGACUCCCAAAUUGACACUGUUCUUCAAGGCACCGUAUCCAAGAUCAAUGACAUUAUCGAUUCGGUGCUCCAGACCGGUGUGCAGCGUGUUGACGACGCUCUUUACGAAUUGGACUCCUCCAUGCAAGCUGGUAACCAGAAUGCUUCUCCCCCCUACGUGCUCUCUCAGAUCGAAAAGGCAUCGGCUUCCGCCACGGAAUUCUCGACGGCUUUCAACAACUUUAUCGCCGACGGCCCGAACAGUCCCCAUGCUGAAAUUAUCCGAACCGUAUCCAUCUUCUCGGGUUCAGUUGCGGAUGUGCUGAGCAACACAAAGGGUCUGACCCGCUUUGCCAAUGACGACAAGAGCGCGGAUCAGCUCCUCAACGCCGCUCGGAAGUCUGCACAGGCGACCGUGCGUUUCUUCCGGGGUCUUCAGUCCUUCCGCCUGGAGGGUCUGGAGGCUCUGCAGAAGACCGAUGUCGUGAUCAACAACAAUUUGGAGGUGCAGAAGGAUCUGCAGUCCCUGUCCAAGCUGGUCGAUGCGUUUGCUCCCAAGGGAAGCAAGAUCAGCACCAGUGGAGAUCUGGGCGAUCUGGUGGACCAGGAGUUGAGCAAGGCAGCCGACGCAAUUGAGGCCGCCGCAGCACGCCUGGCCAAGCUUAAGACGAAGCCUCGCGAGGGCUACUCGACAUAUGAGCUUCGCAUCAACGAUGUGAUUCUCGAGGCGGCUAUCGCCGUGACCAAUGCCAUUGCCGCGCUGAUCAAGGCCGCCACGGAAUCCCAGCAGGAGAUUGUGCGGGAGGGUCGCGGCAGCUCGUCGAGAACAGCCUUCUACAAGAAGAACAAUCGGUGGACGGAAGGUCUCAUUUCGGCGGCCAAGGCAGUUGCUACCUCGACGAACCGUUUGAUUGAGACUGCGGACGGCGUCAUCUCCGGCCGCAACUCCCCCGAGCAACUCAUCGUGGCCAGUAACGAUGUGGCAGCCAGCACUGCCCAGCUGGUGGCCGCUAGCCGAGUCAAGGCCACGUUUAUGAGCAAGACACAGGAUCGCCUGGAAGCCGCCAGCAAGGCGGUCGGAGCUGCCUGCCGAGCUCUGGUGCGGCAGGUGCAGGACCUCAUCUCGGAGAGAAACCGGGACGACACAGAGGCUGUGGAUUAUUCGAAACUCAGCUCGCACGAGUUCAAAGUGCGAGAAAUGGAGCAGCAGGUCGAAAUCCUUCAACUCGAGAACAAUCUGGCCCGUGCUCGCCAGCGCCUUGGCGAAAUGCGGAAGAUCUCUUAUCAGGAGGAAUAA
Messenger RNA from Aspergillus clavatus NRRL 1, 3132 nucleotides. Its product is annotated as putative cytoskeleton assembly control protein Sla2. The transcript has 12 exons. Bases 1 to 3132 code for a protein of 1043 amino acids. NCBI's taxonomy places the organism in Eukaryota, Fungi, Ascomycota, Eurotiomycetes, Eurotiales, Aspergillaceae. Gene Ontology annotation, cellular component: actin cortical patch; clathrin-coated vesicle. The record is from RefSeq and is a predicted model, not a curated record. Gene Ontology annotation, molecular function: phosphatidylinositol-3,4-bisphosphate binding; clathrin-cargo adaptor activity; phosphatidylinositol-3,5-bisphosphate binding. Gene Ontology annotation, biological process: endocytosis; actin filament organization; clathrin coat assembly.